This is a messenger RNA of Physeter macrocephalus (sperm whale), 6631 nucleotides long. RefSeq names its product GREB1 like retinoic acid receptor coactivator (gene GREB1L). Bases 417 to 6317 code for a protein of 1966 amino acids. The transcript is spliced from 35 exons. Gene Ontology annotation, biological process: multicellular organism development; kidney development. NCBI's taxonomy places the organism in Eukaryota, Metazoa, Chordata, Mammalia, Artiodactyla, Physeteridae. The record is from RefSeq and is a predicted model, not a curated record.
GCUUGCCUGCCAGAGAGACGCCAGCCACCGGCGGCGCUAGCACCUCGGAGGAGGGCGCCGGAGCAAGCGGAGCGCGGCGCUGCGACCCGGACUGGGGGUGGGGAGACGAGCCCCGCCGAGGCGAGGGCCACCCCCGGUCCUCUGCCCUCGCGCGCUGCCAGGGCCAGGUACAAAAAAGCUUUAAACAAGUAAAAUCUAGGCAACAGGCUCCCUGAAGUGUUGACAGACCAACUUAAUCAUGAACGUGAUUCAAAAAUGUUAAUAAAUAAACCAAGGAAAUGGAGAAAGCGGAGCAAUCUGCAUGUUGUAAGAACUCUUUGCCACGCAGCCCAGUGACUUCAAGACACCACUUAUAUGAUUGGGGAGACUUUCGAAGGGUGUUGCCACCUGGCAGAUAGGUAGUAAAAGUGUAGACCAUGGGGAAUUCAUAUGCUGGGCAACUGAAAUCUGCUCGAUUUGAAGAAGCUCUUCACAACUCCAUAGAAGCCUCUCUCAGAUGUAGUAGUGUGGUACCACGACCAAUUUUUUCCCAGCUUUACUUGGACCCUGACCAGCAUCCUUUCUCAUCUGCAGAUGUAAAACCCAAGGUGGAGGAUCUGGAUAAAGAUUUGGUACACCGCUACACUCAAAAUGGAAGCCUGGAUUUUUCUAACAAUCUAACAGUAAAUGAAAUGGAAGAUGACGAAGAUGAUGAAGAAAUGUCUGAUUCAAAUAGCCCACCAAUUCCCUAUUCACAAAAACCUGCCCCCGAAGGGUCUUGCACUACAGAUGGUUUUUGUCAAGCAGGAAAGGAUUUGCGUUUGGUAUCUCUGUGUAUGGAACAAAUCGACAUCCCAGCAGGAUUCCUCCUGGUGGGGGCCAAGUCUCCCAAUCUUCCUGAACACAUCCUAGUGUGUGCUGUAGACAAGCGAUUUCUACCAGAUGAUCAUGGAAAAAAUGCACUUUUAGGGUUUUCUGGAAACUGUAUCGGCUGUGGAGAAAGAGGAUUUCGGUAUUUCACGGAAUUUUCCAACCACAUAAACUUGAAGCUCACCACCCAGCCAAAGAAGCAGAAGCACUUAAAGUACUACCUAGUCAGAAGCUCCCAGGGUGUACUGUCGAAGGGACCUCUUAUCUGCUGGAAAGAAUGUAGAAGCCGACAAUCCUCUACCAUUUGCCACUCUGUUAAACCAAACUCUUCAGUGUCAUCAACCGUGGCCCCAGAAAAUGGCACAACUAAUGGAUACAAAUCAGGAUUCAUUCAGACAGAUUCGCCGGUUCUCAGUCCAGCUAAUUCUGCAAUCAAUUUAAGUGGAGCUCAGGACCUGACCUGGAAUAAGAAUGUUGUGAAGCCACUGGCUUUGUCUUUGCAGGUUGUAGGGAAGACUUUUGCUGCAGAUGCUGCUAAUGGAAACAGUAGCCAUGGAGGAAAGAGCAGUGCGUCUAGCUCCACUCCAGCCCGCCCAGGGAAUUACUCUUUGUCACCAAGACCUAGCUUUGCCUCAGGAGACCAAGCUACCAUGUUCAUUUCUGGACCACCAAAGAAACGACACCGAGGAUGGUAUCCUGGGUCACCUGUCCCCCAACCUGGUUUAGUUGUACCUAUUCCUGCAGUUCGCCCUCUUUCAAGAACUGAGUCCCUUUUAUCUGCCCCAGUUCCACAGACCCCAUUAACUGGAAUUUUACAACCUCGACCCAUUCCUGCAGGGGAAACUGUAAUUGUUCCUGAAAAUCUGCUGAGUAACUCAGGAGUUAGACCAGUAAUCCUGAUAGGCUAUGGCACUUUACCCUAUUUCUAUGGAAAUGUUGGUGACAUUGUUGUGAGUCCUCUGCUGGUGAAUUGCUACAAGAUUCCACAGUUGGAAAACAAAGAUUUGGAACAGUUAGGUUUGACUGGCAGCCAACUCCUGAGCGUGGAAAACAUGAUUCUUCUGACAAUACAGUAUCUCGUGCGGCUGGGUCCUGAUCAGAUACCUCUCAGGGAAGAAUUUGAGCAAAUUAUGCUGAAAGCUAUGCAGGAAUUUACUCUGAGAGAGAGAGCCCUGCAGAUGGGUGGUCAGUGCACACCUGUGUCACCAGGACAACUCCCCUGGCUGGCUAGAUUAAUUGCCAGUGUAUCUCAAGACUUGGUUCAUGUGAUUGUGACCCAGAACUCCUUGGCGGAGGGCAUUUCAGAGACAUUGAGGACUCUCAGUGAAAUGAGACACUAUCAAAAACUACCAGAUUAUGUUGUGACAAUUUGUGCAUCAAAAGUCAGAGGAAAUGAGUUUUGUGUGGUAGUAUUAGGUCAGCAUCAGUCCAGAGCUCUGGCAGAGAGCAUGCUCACCACAAGUGAGUUUUUGAAAGAAAUUAGUUAUGAGCUCAUCACAGGAAAGGUCAGUUUCCUGGCAUCGCAUUUCAAAACCACAUCGUUAGGUGAUGACCUAGACAAGCUGCUAGAAAAAAUGCAACAGAGAAGAGGAGAUAUUGUGGUGACCCCUUUUAAUGGAGACCUUAAUGAAUGUGUGUCACCUCAGGAGGCUGCUGCUAUGAUCCCCACGCAGAAUCUGGAUUUAGAUAAUGAACCCUUCCAGAUUUAUCAACCGCAGCUUACAGUUGCCAGAAAACUCUUGUCCCAGGUGUGUGCUAUAGCAGACAGCGGCAGCCAGAGCCUGGACCUCGGCCACUUCAGCAAAGUGGACUUCAUCAUCAUUGUCCCAAGAUCAGAGGUUCUGGUCCAGCAAACUCUUCAACGGAUUCGACAAUCAGGUGUCCUUGUAGACUUGGGUCUGGAGGAAAAUGGGACAGCCUAUCAGAGAGCAGAGAAAUAUGUUGUUCGUCUAGACAAUGAGAUUCAAACCAAGUUUGAAGUUUUUAUGAGAAGGGUGAAACAGAACCCGUACACACUGUUUGUGCUAGUUCAUGACAACUCCCAUGUGGAACUAACGAGUGUCAUUUCGGGCUCUUUGUCACAUGGUGAACCUGGCCAUGGAUUGGCUGACAGAGUCAUUAACUGCAGAGAGGUUCUGGAAGCUUUCAACCUCCUGGUGCUCCAGGUCACCUCCUGCCCAUACACUCUGCAGACCCAACAGUCCCGAAUCAGCGCCAACAACGAGGUUCACUGGAUACAGCUGGACAGCACAGAGGACAUGAGCUGCGAGGAGAAGCUGUACUUCGGCAUGAACGAGUACAGUAAAUCUCUUCAGUGGGGAAUCACGAGCCCACUUCUGAGAUGUGAUGAGACUUUUGAAAAGAUGGUGAACACACUCUUGGAGAGGUACCCCAGGCUGCACAGCAUGGUCGUCCGCUGCUACCUCCUCAUCCAGCAGUACUCGGAGGCUCUGAUGGCUCUCACCACCAUGGCGUCCCUCCGAGACCACAGCACGCCAGAAACACUCAGCAUCGUGGAUGACCUCCUCAGCUGCCCAGGAAAAAACAAAAGUGGGAGGGGACACAUGCUCAUUCUCAGGGUGCCUUCCGUGCAGCUGGCGAUGCUGGCCAAGGAGCGGCUGCAGGAGGUGCGCGACAAGCUGGGGCUGCAGUACCGCUUCGAGAUCAUCCUCGGGAACCCUGCCUCUGAACUCAGUGUCGCAGCCCACUUUGUGGCGCGAUUAAAGACUUGGAGAGGAAAUGAAGCAGAAGAAUGGACCCCUCGGACAUACCAAGAUCUAGAAGGUCUGCCUUGUAUUGUGAUAUUAACUGGCAAAGAUCCCCUUGGAGAAACCUUUCCCAGGUCUUUGAAGUACUGUGACCUCCGGUUAAUUGAUUCAAGCUAUUUAACUCGCACGGCCUUGGAGCAGGAGGUGGGUCUGGCGUGCUGCUACGUCUCAAAAGAGGUCAUCCGGGGGCCCACUGCUGCCCUGGACCUUAGCGGCAAGGAGCAGGAGAGAGCCGCAGUCAGCGAGAACGAGGCCGAAGAGCUGCUUAUCGACCUGGAGAGGCCCCAGAGCAACAGCAGUGCCGUCACUGGAGCCUCAGGCUCCAUCAUGGAGAACGGGGUGAGCUCGUCCAGCACCACCGACAAGUCCCAGAAGCAGCCCCUGACCCCCAGCUUCCGGAGCCCGGCCAACAGCGUGGGGCUGGACGAAGGGGUCUCGGCGGGCCUGGCGGGAGCCGGAGAGACCCUGAAGCAGGAGAGCGACUCCCUGGGCCCCCAGAUGGCGAGCAGCACCACCUCCAAGCCGUCGUCGUCCUCGUCGGGGCCCGGGGCGCCGCGGUGGCCGGGACAGCCGGGGCCGGGCUGCCGGGGCGCGCACGCCGCGCUGCCGCCGGUCGUGAUCCUGUCCAAGGCGGCCUACAGCCUCCUGGGCUCGCGGCGGGGCGGCAAGCUGCCGGCGUCCGCGGCCCUGCUGCCGCACCCCGACGUGGCCUGGGCCAGCCCCCUGCGGCCGCUGCUGCCCGGGCACGCGAGCGCCGAGGAGCAGUCCCUCUACUACCGCCGCUGGACCGCGGCGCGUCCGCACCACGCCGACCACGGCCACCAGGCCGACCCCGCCUCGGGCGCGCGGCCCUGCCAUCCCCGCCGCCUGCUGCUGACCGGGCCCCCGCAGGUGGGGAAGACUGGCUCCUACCUGCAGUUCCUCAGGAUCCUCUUCCGCAUGCUCAUCAGGCUCCUGGAGGUGGACGUGUACGACGAGGCAGAGAUCAACACCGAUCACAGCGAAAGCAGUGAAGUGAGCCGGUCAGAGGGAGAGCCCUGGCCUGACAUCGAGAGCUUCAGUAAAAUGCCCUUUGACGUCAGUGUGCAUGACCCCAAGUACAGUUUGAUGAGCCUGGUAUACACUGAGAAGCUGGCAGGGGUCAAACAAGAAGGAAUAAAGGAAUCCAAAGUUGAGGAGCCCCGGAAACGAGAAGCCGUGUCCAUGAUGCUGACCAAGUACGCAGCCUACAACACCUUCCACCACUGUGAACAGUGCCACCAGUACAUGGACUUCACCUCUGCCUCCCAGAUGUCCGACUCCACCCUUCACGCCUUCACGUUCUCUUCCUCUAUGCUGGGAGAAGAGGUGCAGCUCUAUUUCAUCAUUCCCAAAUCCAAAGAGAGUCAUUUUGUCUUCAGCAAGCAGGGCAAACACCUGGAGAGCAUGCGGCUGCCCCUGGUUUCAGACAAGCAGAAUUUGAAUGCGGUCAAGAGCCCUAUUUUCACUCCUUCCAGUGGUCGCCACGAGCACGGACUCCUAAACCUCUUUCACGCCAUGGAGGGCAUCAGCCACCUGCACCUGCUGGUGGUUAAGGAGUAUGAGAUGCCGCUGUACCGCAAGUACUGGCCCAACCACAUCAUGCUGGUGCUUCCUGGCAUGUUCAAUAAUGCAGGCGUGGGUGCUGCCAGGUUUCUUAUUAAGGAGCUGUCAUAUCACAACCUGGAGCUGGAGAGGAACCGCCUGGAAGAGCUGGGAGUUAAACGCCAGUGUGUCUGGCCUUUCAUCGUUGUAAUGGAUGACUCGUGUGUCCUAUGGAACAUUCACAGUGUUCAGGAGCAGAGCAGCCAGCCCAUGGAAACAGGAGUUUCCAGUAAGAAUGUGUCCUUGAAGAGUGUCUUGCAGCAUAUUGAAGCAACACCGAAAAUCAUCCACUACGCAAUCCUGGGCAUACAGAAAUGGAGCAGCAAGCUGACUUCUCAGAGCCUGAAGGCCCCGUUCUCUAGAUGCCAUGUGCACGACUUCAUUCUCCUCAACAUAGACUUGACUCAGAAUGUGCAGUAUGACUUCAACAGGUAUUUCUGUGAAGAUGUUGAUUUUAACCUGAGAACGAACAGUAGUGGCCUGCUCAUCUGCCGCUUUAAUAACUUCAGUCUCAUGAAGAAACAUGUUCAGGUUGGAGGGCAAAGGGACUUUAUCAUUAAACCAAAGAUCAUGGUGUCAGAGAGCUUAGCACCCAUCUUGCCCCUUCAGUAUGUCUGUGCUCCCGACAGCGAACACACACUACUGGCAGCCCCUGCACAGUUUCUCCUGGAGAAGUUCCUUCAGCACGCCUCAUACAAACUCUUCCCCAAAGCUAUCCAUAACUUCAAGAGUCCCGUGUUGGCCAUAGACUGCUACCUUAACAUUGGACCAGAGGUGGCCAUAUGCUACGUCAGCUCCAGACCCCACUCCAGCAAUGUCAACUGUGAAGGGGUGUGUUUCAGUGGACUCCUCUUGUACCUCUGUGACUCUUUUGUAGGUGCUGAUCUUCUUAAGAAAUUUAAGUUUCUAAAAGGUGCUACUCUGUGUGUCAUCUGCCAAGACCGAAGUUCCUUACGCCAAACGAUUGUCCGCUUAGAGCUAGAGGACGAGUGGCAGUUCCGCCUCCGGGACGAGUUUCAAACUGCUAACAGCGCCGAUGACAAGCCCCUCUACUUUCUUACUGGACGUCACGUAUGAGCUUUGGAAGAGACCAAAACCAGCAAAGGGAUGCCUAGGUGGGGUGGGGCAGUAACGAUUAUUAGGGAUGUUUUUUUUCCUUUAAAGUACAAUCACUGUGGAGCCAAGUGCAACAUAUUUGUCUCUUCUCCAAAGAACCCCCCCAAAUCUGACCUAGAUCCUUGGGGGGCAUCACUCUCCUUCAGUUCCAAUUUCAGGACUUAAAUUCAGGUUAACUCCACCCUAGGUAGUUAUGCAAUUACUUAAGACGUGGUCUGCCCAUGGGAGGCUGAGGAGGAUUAUGCUUUGGAGAGGCCACAGGGAGUCUGCAUUGU